Messenger RNA from Trypanosoma conorhini, 1887 nucleotides. RefSeq lists its product as uncharacterized. The coding region runs from base 1 to 1887 and encodes 628 amino acids. NCBI's taxonomy places the organism in Eukaryota, Euglenozoa, Kinetoplastea, Trypanosomatida, Trypanosomatidae. The transcript has a single exon. Gene Ontology annotation, cellular component: cytoplasm. The record is from RefSeq and is a predicted model, not a curated record.
AUGGCGGCCGAACGGGAGUUGCUCACGGUGGCGCUGGGGAACUACGCCUCGCUUGUGGCGGCGCAGUGGGCGAACGGCACCACGCAGUACGACGCCUCGCGCCGCACGCUCUACACCGAGCGGCGGGUGGAGGCCGUGCGGGGUGGGGCGGCGACGCAGCAGCGCACCGGGGCGCCAGUGCGGGUGCCACGCCUGAUUUUAUUGGAUGCGCCGCAUGCGACGCGGAUGAAAUUUCCCCGUCGCAGAGCCCGCCCGGAGACGACUGCGGAUGCGGAACACGAAGCAGGUCGUGGGGAUUCCUUUGGGGAAACGAACCAUGCGGCAGAGGGGGACGCCUUCUUCUCCCCCGCCUCCUCCGCUUCGCGCGAUGCGGAUGAUAACAACGAGGGUAAUAAUAAUAAUACUAAUAGUAAUAGUAACACCGCUGGGAUGCAAGAGUGGGGAGGGGCGGAGGAGCUGCAAGCAUCUGACGGGCCCCAUCCUCGUCCUCCUUCCACGCAGGGUGCGCCUGGCACUCAGGGCGCGUGCAACUCCAUGAAACAGAUCAAGCGGGGUCUUUUUAAUGAGCAUGACGAAGUGGUGCCGUGGUGGCACUACAUUCGCACUGGCGUGAGUGAGGACUGCGUGCAUGUCCUCCACCCACUGCACAGCCUGGGCGGGAACGCGGGCGAUGUACCACUGUUGCAUAGUUUUGGCUUUGGAAUGUCGCAGCUGUCUUCCUCGCGCAGCUGCGACGUUGCGGCGGUGGUGGGAAGUAUGUGGCAGCAGCUAGAGGAGGCGGAUUCCUUGCAGGGAGUGCAGUGCUUCCUGGACGGCGACUCCGCCUUUGGUGGGGCGGCGUGUAACGUGAUGGAGGAGUUUUGGGAAGACGCGGGGAGGAAAAUUCCCGCCGUCUUCUUCGCCUGUUUUCAGCCCCUGCCGGAGGAGGUGGUGACCCUGGACAGCGCGGUGGACUUUGCGGACAGGCGAAAAGAUGAAAUGUGCCUGAACCGACUUCUUGCCACCUCGCACCUGACACGGCAGGACCGCGCGGUGUACCUGCCGCUGGAGCUGGAGCAAUGGAGAGGCGCGUUUGCAGAACACACAGCAGCAGGUGUGAGCGCGCCCUCGUGGCUGCGGAACGACACUGCCACGGCUCAGUUGGUUGCAAUGGCCGCCGACUCCGCCCUCUACGGUGUUCGCGAUGAUGGGAGCGUAAGCGCGACAGCGACGAGUGGGCCUGCGUUUUACCUGCAUGACUGGCAAGAGGCAGUGCGGCCCACGAGGACGCUGCGUGUGGCAUCCGCCCUUGCAGCAGUCCCGCUGCGUGUGUACGACGCCCACACUCCUCGAAACGAUCUUUGGGAUCUGCUCCAGCGCUAUCCGCUGCUCUCGACGUCGCAGGUCAGCAGGGGUGGCUGCUACGCCCCCCUAACCCAUCCCGUAACUCUCGAUGCUCAAACCGAAGCUGGGCGUGUGUUGGGUCACGCCUUGACGUUGCGCGGGGCAGGCAAGCUGCAUGACCUAACGUAUCCCCGACAAGAGGCUUUGCUGCGCUACGCGCUGCCGCUGCGCACGUCAAAUUAUCUGCCCCUUGUAACAGCGAAUAGCUACCCCAUUUCACCUACGUUCCCACAAGAUUUUCUGCUCCCGCAGGAGCUUUUGGCCUCGGGGGCGCUCGAUGGCAUCGAUGUUGGCUUUCACGCUGUAUCAACGUUCGGAUCUGCGCCCAUGAUUCAGGAGAUUCUAACGGCGGCAGAAAAGGUGCUGCACCGCCGCCGACACCUUUACGAGGAGACGUACGGCAUGGAGAGUGAGGAGUGGAAAGAAGUUGUGGAGGAUGUUUUGCAGAUACGGGAUGACUACGAUCACCGGAAUAACCAAAGUGAGGACGAGGACCUCGAGUGA